AUGACUAACAAGCACAUCAUCAACGCGUUGGCCGUGGCUAUGUCGGUCUCACCGGCCGCUGCGGCUAUCAAGGGUUUCAACUACGGUUCGACUUUUAAUGAUCAGAGCGUCAAGGUGCAGUCGGAUUUCGAGGCUGAGUUCAAGACCGCCAAGGGUUUGGUGGGAGCCGAGGACUUUACUAGUGCUCGUCUGUACACUAUGAUUCAAGGUGGAACUACCAACACCCCCAUCUCCGCCAUUCCCGCCGCCAUUGCACAAAACACUACUCUCCUUCUCGGUCUCUGGGCCUCUGGCGAUACCUUUGACAACGAAGUCGCUGCCUUGAAGUCCGCCAUCUCCACCUACGGCGACGACUUUGCCAACUUGGUGGUUGGUAUCUCCGUCGGAAGCGAGGAUCUCUACCGUAACUCGCCCACCGGUAUUGCCGCCAAGGCCGGUAUUGGCAAGAACCCGGACGACAUCGUCAACGACAUCAAGACCGUUCGAUCCACCAUCGCCGGCACCAAACUUGACGGUGUCCCCAUCGGUCACGUCGAUACCUGGACCGCCUGGGCCAAUUCAUCCAACAACGCCGUCAUUGAAGCGGUCGACUGGCUCGGUCUUGACGCCUACCCAUACUUCCAAAACACGCAGACCAACGACGUCAAGAGCGGAAAGGGUCUCUUCCAAGACGCCAUCAAGAGAGUCAACGCUGCCUCCGGCAACAAGGCUCUCUGGGUCACUGAGACCGGUUGGCCCGUCAGCGGUCCCAAGGAGAAUCUCGCCGUUGCCUCUACCGACGAUGCCAAGACCUACUGGGACGACGUUGGCUGUGGAUUGCUUUUCGACAAGGUCAAUACUUGGUGGUACAUUCUCCAGGAUGCUGGCAAAUCCACCCCUAGCCCCAGUUUCGGUAUUGUCGGUUCUGAACUUACCACCACCCCUCUCUACGACUUGAGCUGCCCUGCUCCUUCUGAGACUCGACUUCUGCUGCUAGCUCUGCUACUUCUACUGGUACAGUUCCGCACAUCAGGCUCCGCAGCUUCUACCUCCAGCCCAUCUUCCGUCUUCCCUUCCAGCGCCACCGGCCCUGCUACUGGUACUGCUUCAGGCACUGCCACCGGUUCUGCCACCGGCACCUUCAUCAGCUCCGCCUCAGGAACCGCAACAGGAACCGCAACAGCAACCGGAACCUCGACCCCCGGCGCAGGCGUUUCUCCCAGCAACUCCACCGCAACCGGCACCCCAGGCUCCGCAACUACCCCCGGCGCAGGCUCAACCGGUAAGGGCGGCGCAAGCGGUACUUCCACCAGCACAUCCCCUCCUCUCUUCACCAACGGCGUCAGCAGCGUCUCUGCUUCCAUGACCGGUAUCGUAGCUGCUAUUUUUGCUGCUGUUGUUGCUUUUUAAUCUGUCCCCUUGAUCUACCAAAGAAGGGUAUAGAUGAAUAAGGGAAUUUUUUUCUAGAUUGUUGUGCUUUUUCCCCCCAUCACAAUUUCAGAUUUGAAAUUAUAUUCGGGGAAUGAUUGGGUCUGCUAUUUAUUUGUUGUGCCUUGUUUUUACUCUUAACCUUUACUCGUAUUUUGAGGGUUAUCCUACCGAGUUUGAUGCUGGUAUUAUAUUGGAUUACAUCAAGGUUUCUACAUUCAUUCCUUUUG
Talaromyces stipitatus ATCC 10500 is the source of this 1637-nucleotide messenger RNA. RefSeq names its product GPI-anchored cell wall beta-1,3-endoglucanase EglC. The record is from RefSeq and is a predicted model, not a curated record. NCBI's taxonomy places the organism in Eukaryota, Fungi, Ascomycota, Eurotiomycetes, Eurotiales, Trichocomaceae. The coding region runs from base 1 to 1389 and encodes 462 amino acids. The transcript has 4 exons. Gene Ontology annotation, cellular component: cell surface; fungal-type cell wall; extracellular region. Gene Ontology annotation, biological process: carbohydrate metabolic process; cell wall organization. Gene Ontology annotation, molecular function: glucan endo-1,3-beta-D-glucosidase activity; 1,3-beta-glucanosyltransferase activity.